UAUUUUGACUUAAAUGAAGACCCGUAGAGAAGGGUGAUAUAUAAACAACGAAUCCAAGCAUUCUGUGGGGAAAAAAAUAAGGUCGUACAUUGUUUUCAUUUUUGUCUAACAUUUCGAAUUCAUGGACUGACACAUCAGUCAGCUUAUCAUUUGUUCACUUCCUCUUCGCCGCACCUCGGAUUUGACGCUCGCUUUGCAUCACUGGCCUGGCGGUGAAUCAUCUUUGGGCUACGGGGAUGCUGCACCUGUAAACUGGACCAUCGCGGUUAGCUAUUUUGCACUGUAUAUUGUGACUUCAGAAUGGAGGAAAUACUGCGGAAGCUACAGAAAGACGCAUCUGGACACAAAAAUAAAGCGAUCCGUGAUGCGUGCGUAGUCGCUUGUGAAACCCUUAAGGCUCAAAAUGGAUCUUUCAAAAUCCCACCAUCUCAGCUGAGGGAGCGAUGCCUUCUGCCUCUUCAGAUGGCUCUGGAGUCCAAAAGCACCAAGCUGGCCCAGACUGCCCUCUCUGGGAUGCAGAAGAUCCUGUGUGACGACCGUUUUGUGGGGGUGGGGGUGGAGGUGCGUGAGCGUCAGAUGCUGAGUCAGAUGUUAGAGGCGGUCAGAGUGACCCCAUCCCUCCACGAAGACCUUCAGGUGGAGGUGAUGAAGGUCCUGUUAUGCAUCACCUACUCCUCCACCUUUGAAAUCAACGGUGACUCCAUCCUCAGGAUAGCUGACGUGUGUAUCGAGACCUACAUGUCCAGCUGUCACCAGCGUAGCAUCAACACAGCGGUGAGAGCCACCCUCAGCCAGAUCCUGGGAGAUCUCACCCUACAGCUCCGACACAGACAGGAGGGAGUGGAUGGAGAGGAGAUCUCGGUGCCCCCUCUUCAGCGCAGAGAUGUGUCUCCUACCACCCAGUCUCUGUGUGAGGACGUGGUGACUGUGAUGACUGUCUUCUGUGAGAAAGUAGAGGGCGUUGACAGUGAGAACCAACUGCUGCAGCUUCUCUUCCUGGAGUGUAUCCUCUCGAUGCUCUCCAGCUGUCCUCCCACAAUGCAUCUGUACAGGGGCUUCACCGACCUCAUCUGGAAACAGCUAUGUCCAUCCCUGGUGGUGCUGCUGGGAAAUCCAGUCAAUGACAAAACCAUAACCUCCGCCCACACUGGAGGGGGAGGUGCAGGAGGAGUGGCAGGGGGGUACAGCUCCGGGGGUCUCGGGGAGGUGGAACUCUCCCAGGGUGGGGUGUCUGACCAGGGCCGGGGGUCAGGCUGCUCCUCCAGCGCCCCCGCCAGGAUCGCCCCGGUGGUGCGCACCAUCUGCUACAUUGCAGCGGAGCUGGUUCGCUUGGUGGGCUGUGUGGAGUCCAUGAAGCCUGUGCUGCAGUCUGUGUACCACCGCAUCCUGCUCUACCCCCCGCCCCAGCACCGCGUGGAGGCCAUACGCAUCAUGAAGGAGAUCCUAGGCAGUCCCCAGCGCCUGUUUGACCUGGCAGGUCCCUAUGUCACCGAGCCGGAGACCAGGAAGCGCUCCUUCUCCAAGAGGAAGUCCCACCUGGACCUGCUCAAACUGGUAAUGGAUGGCAUGACGGAGGCGUGUAUGAAGGGGGGCAUCGAGGCGUGCUACUCGUCCGUGUCCUGUGCAUGCGCCCUGCUCGGAGCUCUGGACGAGCUGUCUCAUGGGCGGGGCCUGCAGUCCGAACAGGCCCGCCUGCUGCUGCGCCGAUUGGAUGACCUAAAGGAAGGGGCGGAGUCGACGCGGGAGUCUAUGGAGAUCAACGAGGCCGACUUCCAGUGGCAGCGCCGCGUCCUGUCUUCUGAGCACGCUCCGUGGGAGGCCCCCGCCCCUGAACGCAGCCCCGACAUCAGCAUCAGCGUUACCACAGAGACGGGCCAGACCACUCUGGAGGGGGAGUUGGGUCAGACCACUCCGGAGGAGUGCAAGGAGGAGCCACGUCUGCCCUCGCCCUCUUCCUGCGGUCAGGAGACCGACCCUGACCUGCCGGCCUGUACCAGAGAGCCGGGGGUGGAGCCAGGAGUGGGGGCACCGCCAGACGUGGUCCAGCGAAGCCACGCCCUUGUCUACCCAGACAUCACCAACUUCCUGUCGGUGGAGUCGAGGGCCCGGUCCCACGGCUCGCGCUACAGCGAGAGCAACUUCAGCGUGGACGAGCAGGAGCUGUCACGGACGGAGUUCGACUCGUGUGACCAGUACUCCAUGGCGGCGGAGAAGGAUUCCGGAAGGUCUGACGUGUCGGACAUGGGCUCGGACAACUGCUCUCUGGCGGAGGAGGAACAGACGCCACGGGACUGCCCCGGACACCGCUCCCUCCGGACCGCUGCCCUGUCUCUCAAGCUGCUGAGAAACCAGGAAGCGGACCAGCAGAGUUCUCGUCUGUUUGUCCAAUCCCUGUUGGCCCUGCUGCCACGCCUGCUUGGCAUGGGCAGCACCACUGACGUGGACACUUCCCUCCAGAACUUUUCCUCCACCUUCUGCUCUGGUUUGCAGGCUGGGGGCAUCCACUCGCCAGGCUUGGAGGGCGGGGAGAGCCUGAGCUGCCAGGCCCUGAUGAACGCCGACGGCCUCUACCUGGUCUCCUACUACGCUCUGCUGCUCAACCUCAAGCUCUGCUGCUGCGACUACUACCGCAGGAGAACCAUGCCCGCCCUGGUCAGCCUGAAGGAGUUUGUGCGUCUGAUCCAGAGCAGCGGGGUCCUGGUGGUCCUGUCCCAGGCCUGGAUAGAGGAGCUCUACAACCAGGUACUGGACCGGAACCUGCUGGGGGAGGCCGGCUACUGGGGCGCUCCAGAGGACCACAGCCUGCCCCUCAUCACCAUGCUCACAGACAUUGAUGGUCUGGGCAGCAGUGCCAUUGGAGGGCAGCUGAUCCGGAAGGCUUCCUCCCAGUCUCCCUUCAGCUGCGACAGGGCAGGCAGCGACUCCAUCAUGGCAGGCAAGGUGUUUGCCCGCUACAUCUUGACUGGCGUGUGGAAGAACCUGAUGGACACUCUGUCCACGCCGCUGACGGGGCGCAUGGCGGGCAGCACCAAGGGGCUGGCCUUCAUCCUGGGAGCGGAGGGGGUGAAGGAGCAGAGCCAGCGGGAGAGAGACACCAUCUGCCUCAGCCUGGACGGCCUGCGCAAGGCCGCCGCUCUGAGCUGCGCUCUGGGUGUGGCGGCCAACUGUGCCUCGGCUCUGGCCCAGAUGGCCGCGGCGUCCUGUGUGCAGGAGGAGAGGGAGGAGAGGGAGGGGGGCGAGUCAGGAGAUGCCAUCACACAAGUCAAGCAGCGCCUGGAGCAGAUGAGCCGCCCUCAGGGUGUCCGCCUGCACACGGCUCAUGUUCUCUGCAUGGACGCCAUCCUCAAUGUGGGCCUGGAGAUGGGGAGCCACAACCAGGACUGCUGGCCUCACAUCUUCAGGGUGAGCGAGUAUGUCAGCUCCCUAGAACACACCCACUUCAGUGACGGCUCCUCCCAGCCCACCAUGACCAUCACCCAGGCCCAGCAGGCCGUAGACCUGGGGCUGGAGUUGAGUGGCGAAGCCUGUGGGGAGGCAACAGAGCUGGGCCUGAGCCAGCCCGUCAUCCAGCCCCUCUCCAUCCAGGAGCUGUUGAGAGAGAGCGGCAGGGGGAAAGGUCUGGACGCGCGCAGCGGGAGCCUGAUGACCGGCACCAGCGCUGCCAAGGCUGUCUGUUCCCUGUCCACUCAGGCUGACCGGCUAUUUGAGGAAGCUGCCACCAAGCUGAACCUGGUGGCCCUGGUGGGUUUCUUCCACCAGCUGAGGAGAGCGUCCCAGUCACAGCUCUUUUACAUGGUCACAGAGACAGGAGACUACUCUCUGGCCAUGCCAGGCGAGGCCAGGUCCACCCUGGACAGACAGAGCGCCCUGCACCUGUUCCGCCUGGGGGAGGCCAUGCUGCGCAUCGUCAGGAACAAGAGUAGACCUCUCCUGCACAUGAUGAGGGCCUGGAGCGUGGUGGCGCCACACCUGGUGGAGGCUGCAUGCCACAAGGAACGUCACGUUUCCCAGAAGGCCGUGUCCUUCAUUCACGACGUCCUGACCGAGGUCCUGACCAGCUGGGCGGAGCUUCCGCACUUUCACUUCAACGAGGCGCUGUUCCGCCCCUUCGAGCACAUCAUGCAGCUGGAGCUGUGUGAUGAGGAUGUGCAGGACCAGGUGGUGACGUCCAUCGGGGAGGUGGUGGAGAUGUGUUCCCCUCUGAUCCUGUCUGGAUGGAGGCCUCUCUUUAGCGCGCUCCGAACCGUCCAUGGCAACAAGACUGACACUAAAGACUAUCUGAUAGGAGAAUACUCCAUGGGGAAGUCCCAGGCACCGGUGUUUGAUGUGUUUGAAGCCUUCAUCAACACAGACAACAUCCAGGUGUUUGCCAAUGCAGCCACAGACUACAUCAUGUGCCUUAUGAAGUUUGUCAAAGGCUUAGGAGAAGUGGACUAUAAGGAGAUAGGAGACUGUAUCAAUGCCUCCACACACAGCUCCACUGACCUUUGCCUGCCUGCACUGGACUACCUAAGGAAGUGUUCGCAGCUGCUGGCCAACAUCUACAAGAUGCCUUGCAAGCCUGUGUUCCUGGGGGCACGGCUGGCCAGUCUACCACUGAGAGGGCAGGAGAGGUCGGUGAGCAGUGAGGAUGGCAUGGACUGUGUCCUGGCUGAGUUUGAUGACGACACAGGUCUGAUGCAGGUGUGGAUCCUGCUGCUGGAGCAGCUGACUGCAGCCGUUUCCACGUGCCCCCGCCAGCACCAGCCCCCCACCCUGGACCUGCUCUUCACCCUCCUGCGAGAGGUCACACACAUACCAGGGCCCGGUUUUGCCAUUUUCUCUGUCAUUCAGCUGCUCCUCCCAGUAAUGGCACUGUGGCUCCAGCGUAGCCAUGGCGACCACUCCUACUGGGACGUUGCGGCGGCUAACUUCAAGCACGCCAUCGGUCUGUGCUGCGAGCUGGUGGUGGAGCAUGUCAACAGCUUCAUUCACGCAGAUAUUGGCUAUGAGAACCUGAUCAACCUGAUGCUGAAGGAUCUGUUCAAGCUGCUGGUCGCCUGCGUGGCUGAGCCUGCUGAAGCCAUCUCCAGAGUAGGCUGCUCCUGCAUCAGGUAUGUGUUGGUUACUGUCGGGCCUGUCUUCACUGAGGAGAUGUGGAGGCUGGCAUGCUGUGCUCUUCAAGACGCCUUCUCUGCCACUUUGGAGCCUGUCAAGAACCUGCUCGCAUGCUUCCGUAGUGGUUCAGACAGUUUCUCUGGGGACGCGUGUGAGGUGAAGUUGGCAGCUCCUUCCCACUCCCCCGCUGCGGAGGCAGAGUACUGGAGGAUCAGAGCCAUGGCCCAGCAGGUCUUCAUGCUCGACACUCAGUGCUCCCCCAAGACCCCCAACAACAAGGAGGGCUUUGAGCACGCUCAGUCCUGCGUGCUCAUCAUCGAGCUGCCUUCGGACCAGCAGUCAAAUGGUCACACUCAGAAAAGGAUCCCGUUCCGGACUAUCGUGGUGAGCCUGCUGUCCCACCAGGUCCUGCUCCAGAACCUGUAUGACAUCCUACUGGAAGAGUUUGUCAAACAGCCUGAGGGUCAGGAUAGGGUCACGCCCGUGACCUCUGACCCCAAGCCGGCCGGCUUCCUGCGCUACGUCUCCAUGACCAACCUGGCCAUCAUCUUCGACCUGCUGCUGGACUCAUACCGGACCGCCCGGGACUUUGACACGCGCCCAGGUCUCAAGUACCUGCUGAUGAAGGUGUCUGGCGUGUGUGGUGCCGCAAACCUGUACCGCCAGUCCGCCAUGAGCUUUAACAUAUACUUCCAGGCGCUGCUGUGUGCCACUCUGAGCCAGCAGGACAACAUGACGGCCGUCCACGUGAAGAAGAUACUGUACGAGGAGGAGGAGGGCGGCUCCGACUCCUCCCACCCCGGCUCGGCGUCCUCGGAGGACGAGGACAUCUUCGAGGAGACGGCCCAGGUGAGCCCGCCGCGGGGGCGGGACAAGCGCCAGUGGCGUGCCCAGAUCCCCUCCCUGAGCGUGGCCCCUCUGGGCAGCGCCGACUGGGCCUGGCUGGUCAAGAGGCUCCACAAGCUGUGCAUGGACCUCUGCAACAGCUACAUCCAGAUGCACCUGGACCUGGAGAGCAGUCUGGACCAGACCCCCCUUCCCAGAGGGGGCGGAGGAGGGGAUCCCCUUUUCUUCCUGCCCCUCUUCCCCUCCGAAACCUCCACCCCCUCCACCAGCGGGGGGCUGUCCGGGAGAGGGACCCCCUCCGAGGACGGCUCCCGCUGCCACCCAGGGGACACCCCCUCGGAGGAGGCCUCGAGCCCGGCCUACAGCACCAGCCUGGGCAGCCUGAGGGGGGAGAGGAAGGGGGAGGUGGCGGGAGGGGUAGGGGGGAUGGAAGGGGUGGGAGGAGUGGGGGGGAUGGGGGGUCGGAGGAAGGAGUGGUGGGAGAGCGCCGGGAACAAACUGUACACCAUCGCCACCGACAAGACCCUCAGCAAGCUGAUGCUGGAGUACAAGAGGAGAAAGCAGCAGCAGCAGCAUAGCCACGCCCCCGUCUUCCUGAAGGAGACCAAGAUGGCCGCCGGGGGGGACAGGCGGGUUCCAGAGUCGCCGGUGGCUGCCGCGCCGCCCCCGAGGCCCCAGCAGCUGGUGGACCCGGGGCCCAUGAGGCACUCUGUCAGCGCGGGGCCCGAGGUGCUACGACAGGACAAGAGGCCGCGCUCUGCGUCCACCGUCAGCUCCCACAACGUCUCCCUCAGAGACGCUGAGGCCCAAAUACAGGCAUGGACUAACAUGGUUCUGACGGUGCUGAACCAGAUUCUGCUCCUCCCUGACUCCACCUUCCUGGCCCUGCAGCCCGCCCUCUUCCCCUGUGUCAGUCAGCUGACCUGUCAUGUGACAGACGCCCGCGUACGCCAGGCACUACGCGAGUGGCUGGGGAGAGUAGGGCGGGUCUAUGAUAUUAUUCUGUGAUUGGCAGGCCGACUCACCAAUGGGAGUUGUGUUACGUAGCUAAUAGUAUUCUGUUAUUGAAGUCAUGCUUUCUUAUGCUGUGAGCUUUAUCCCUACCAUCCACUCAUUGAAACAGUGAAAGCUGUCUAGAAAUGCUUUUCUAUUUUUUACAAACUAUCGUAUAUACAUAUUUAUUGUCCCCCUUGUAUCUUCAUGUAUUUGUCUUGAGAAUGUAUUAUUUAUGGAAAUGCUUUUGGAUCAGAUUGUGUGCCAUACUGUAUGAAAUGAUCAGAUCUGAUCAUCUUUACCUUUCUUUGUGCUUGGUCAGUGGUUGGUAUAUUGCACUCCUUAUAUGACACAAUGUCUGUCUUCAGAAACACUGCACUCUAUGACUAUAGGCUUAAAAGUCCAGCCCACUCCUAGCAGACCAUCCUUACGUCUAUCCUACUGUACGCUACACCAGUCAACCAAGGGGGCUGGCAAAGUUCAUUGGAAGUGCAGAGUGUGGCUUUAGAACUGGGACACAGGAAGCAGAGGGGCUAUAAUGAGUCAAACCGCCCGUGAGUCAGCUGGGCAGCAGCUCGCUCAGUCGGGCCAUGAAGCGGUCAUUACCCCCAGGGUUUACUCUGUCUCUCUCCCUGGGAGGGUGGGAGAGUAGUGACCCUAAUCCAGGCCUCGGCUGAGAGUUGCUGACCUGGCCUGGCAGUUUCAUCGUAGAUGGCUGGACACACAGCAGCCCCAUCCAGCAGCCCCAUCCAGCAGCCCCAUCCAGCAGCCCCAUCCAGCAGCCCCAUCCAGCAGCCCCAUCCAGCAGCCCCAUCCAGCAGCCCCAUCCAGCGCUGGGAUACUUAACAACUUUUAUAAUCAUCAUCAGCCCACCCCCCCACCCCCUCCACCUCCCUGUUCGCUCUGUGUAACAACCUCACUCUCUCGUUCUAUCAAUUUCUCAAUCUCUUAUCUAUCUUUAACCCCCCCCCCUUCCUUUCCCAGCCUCAUCCCACGACUGUCUGAGAAGUUAGGAAGGAAUUGAGGGCACAGACUGUGGCACAAACAUGCUGGAAAUAUUCGUAUUGCUAUUUUCCCUCAUUGCAUGCUGUCGAUGCAUGUAAAGUUGGAAUUGAAUUAUUGUGGCAACAUGCUGUUUGAAUAGAAUAUGCAGUUCUUCAAAUCAAUUUUCCUCUUGUUAAACCUCUGUGUUUGAAGUCAGACGGUCUCUUAUCUGCUUACGAAAUGUUGCUGCUGUUAGUUGGCACAGAUCUUGAGCCUAAACAUUCCUUACACAGUAUUAAGACAUUAGACAUUCGGUUAAGAUAAGACAUUCGGUUAAAUGUCUUAUCUUUGACUUUAAGAUGGGAAUGGGAGUAAAGAUGACAACCUGCUACAGUACAAGGUACUACUGUAUGUAUGCUGAUCCACCUUAUGCCUCUCCACUCCUGGUGGUGUCAGGCAGACGGCUAGUUCUGUGUGUCUGUGUUGAAGCCAAACACUGUAGACGGCUGCAUGAUGUGCAAUAGGAGAGAGAUGGGCGUAUCUGUUAAUCCUUUUUUU
Messenger RNA from Osmerus eperlanus (European smelt), 8478 nucleotides. RefSeq names its product ARFGEF family member 3 (gene arfgef3). The transcript has 36 exons. The coding region runs from base 301 to 6951 and encodes 2216 amino acids. Gene Ontology annotation, molecular function: guanyl-nucleotide exchange factor activity. Gene Ontology annotation, biological process: regulation of ARF protein signal transduction. Lineage: Eukaryota; Metazoa; Chordata; Actinopteri; Osmeriformes; Osmeridae. The record is from RefSeq and is a predicted model, not a curated record.